UGCACAUGUCAUUUUAACCUUGAUUUCUUCAGGAUAUCUAUAUCUAUUGCUAAACCUACAAGAAGCUACAACUUCAAGACUUCAAGCAUAUCAAGAUAGAUUGCAAAAUUGACAACACAGUGUUCCUCUCCUAGAGAGUAAAAGUGGAGAAACCUAUCAAAUGUAGGCUAUCUUUCUCUUCAAGGUCACCCAAUAUGGUGGCCAUCAGGGCUCUGGUGUAAUUAAAGCCGGUUUUGCAGGUGACCAAACUCCAAAAUGCCAUUUUCCAAAUUACAUUGGAAGAAUAAAGCAUGUGCGUGUAAUGGCGGGUGCUCUGGAGGGAGAUCUAUUUGUUGGGCCUAAGGCAGAAGAACAUCGUGGCCUCUUAACUAUUAGCUAUCCAAUGGAGCAUGGGAUUGUGACAGACUGGAAUGAUAUGGAAAAAAUCUGGCAGUAUAUUUAUAGUAAAGACCAACUUCAAACAUUUGCUGAAGAGCAUCCAGUUUUACUCACAGAAGCACCCCUUAACCCCAGAAAAAAUAGAGAAAAGGCUGCCGAGAUAUUUUUCGAAACUUUCAAUGUCCCUGCCCUCUUCGUCUCUGUGCAAGCAGUCUUAAGUUUAUAUGCAACUGGAAGGACGACUGGUGUUGUUCUAGACUCGGGUGAUGGUGUAACACAUGCUGUUCCUAUUUAUGAAGGCUUUGCCAUGCCUCAUUCGAUCAUGAGGGUAGAUAUUGCAGGCCGAGAUGUUACUAGUUACCUCAAGCUACUACUAAGAAAGGAAGGCAUACCUUUAUACACAACAGCAGAAUUUGAAGUUGCAAAAACUAUAAAGGAACGUGUUUGUUAUUUGGCCACCAACCCACAACGGGAAGAAACUGUUGACACUGAGCGACUUUCAUAUCAGUUACCAGAUGGAUCAACAGUGGAGAUUGGCCAAGCACGUUUCCGUGCACCAGAAGUGUUGUUCCAGCCACAUCUUAUUGGAGAUGAGAGUAAUGGCAUACAUGAGGUUCUUCUCUAUGCUAUCCACAAAUCUGACAUGGAUCUACGCAAGCUCUUAUUCCAGAAUGUGGUUAUUUCUGGAGGAUCAACACUGUUCAAAGGUUUUGGGGAUCGAUUACUCUCAGAAGUAAAAAAGUUGGCACCUAAAGAUAUCAAGAUCAGGAUCUCAGCACCAGCAGAGAGGCUCUACUCCACAUGGAUAGGGGGUUCUAUUCUUGCUUCUUUAGAUACCUUCAAGCGCAUGUGGGUCAGCAAACGUGAGUUUGAUGAGGAUGGCGUUAGAGCAGUUCAUCGGAAGACCUUCUAAUUGCACAUUUUUAGAAUAUGGCUAGUUAAGGCAAAGAAUGUUAUUUAUGUUCAGUAUAUUUCAGUGAAAUUUAUGUAAAUUUUCAUAUAACAGUAUUGUAUUUAUUAAUCAGGUAUUUUUAUUGGCAUUGGAAAUAAAAUUUAAGCUCUAUAAUAGCUUGUAAAACUGAAAAUGAAUUGACAGAAAGGGAGUUGAUAGAGCAUAUCAUAAGACACAUUAAAUAGAAUAUUAUCUUUAAUUGUAUACAGCCUACAAAAUUUAGGAUUGGUUAUCUCAGCAUUGUCAUUUUGCACUAGAAUAUUUUAGGUAGGCAGUGUACACAGCAAUUUUGUGCAGCUUCUUAAUUUUUUAAGUAGUGAUAUACAUUAGUGACAGCCUGUCGUGGCUCUGAAACACCUUGAUGUAUAUCACGGGGAGGAUGGCUAUAUAUAUAUAUAUAUAUAAUUUUUCUUUUUUUAAGUGAAGGAGGUUAAUUUAAAUUCAGAAAGUUUCUUUACAGUAGUAGAUUGAUAAAUAAGCUUUAAAAUUGAAAGUUAUAAGAUUUGUACUUACUAUAUUGUUAAUAUGCAUAUGCAUGCUUCUUACAUAAAUAUUAAAGGCAGAUGAUAAAGGUUAAUGUUGUUACAAACUGAGUUAUAUCUACAUAUGCCAAAUGUGGUUGUAAGGGACAUUACCUGUGAAUAUUUCAUAACCUAGUUAUGAAAGGACAAUUAAAUGCUGUAUUGUCUUUUUAAUGGCACCAUUCUUUUGAAAGGUAUUCCUUAAUCCUUAAACUGUCCAAAUGUAGAUCUACGUUCACAUGCAUAGCACUCCGAACAUAAAUUACGUUUUUUUACAUUUGAAAGCAUGUAAAAAGAAAACGUUGCUCUACAUUUGGAGCGCUAUGCACAUAAACGUAGAUCUACAUUUGGAAAGUUUAACUCUUAAACUGUCCAAAUAUAGAUCUACGUUCACAUGUGUUGUGCUUCAAAAGUAGAUUUACUUUUUUUACAUAUUUUCAAAUAUAAAAAAAAGAUCAGAGUUUUUUUUACACACUUUUAAAUGUAAAAAGAAAAAGAUCUACGUUUUUUCACAUACUUUCAAAUAUUGAAAAAACGUAGAUCUACAUUUGGACAGUUUAAGGGUUAAUACUGUAUCUGUAAUACUAGUCUCCUACAUAGUGACUAGUUUGUUGUACACAGUAUAAGUAACAUCAUGAGGAUAUUAGCUUGAAAAAUACCUUAUUGAUUUUUCUAUUGCUUCUGUGCCUUGAUAAUGAAAAAAUAAUUGCUUCUCUAAACCAAAGUUAAUUUAACUAGCACAGGUGAAUGUUGUAUUUUACACAAGUCUCCUCAUGGUAAAUACAUUAUCAUGUAUGUUAUUGGUAGCACCCUGUUUUGUAAUUGCUUAAUUUCUUUCUGCAAGUCUCAGUCACUGAGAUGAAAGUAGUUCUUUUUUGAACUUUACUAUUGAGUAUCUUGAGCAUAAUUUAUAUUUCUUUGGCAGACAGAUAGGAUCCUAGAGCUUGUGUACAACCAUUCAGAACACUUCCAUGUAUUUGACGACUAAGGAGCUUUAACUAGAUUUUUUUACAGUUUAUUUAUUACAUUUUAUUUAUUAUUUUCUAGCUUUCAUGCAAAACUUUGAUGUAUACAAUCAUUACAAGUUGUGGUCAGAAUGUUCUCAGUUUUAGCAUUCUGAAAUAAGCAAGGAAGCACAAUGUUAUUUAAACCAUCAUUCCCUGAAGGACUUUGCUUUUAUUUGUUAAGCUUCAUAAUGCUGAAACUAUGGUGAAAUGAACAUUUCCAGUAAGAUUAUUUUGUAUUUAUAAUGAAGUCGAUAAUCA
This is a messenger RNA of Cherax quadricarinatus, 3116 nucleotides long. RefSeq names its product Actin-related protein 1 (gene Arp1). The record is from RefSeq and is a predicted model, not a curated record. Lineage: Eukaryota; Metazoa; Arthropoda; Malacostraca; Decapoda; Parastacidae.